Molecule: messenger RNA, 1737 nt
Organism: Fonsecaea nubica
Lineage: Eukaryota; Fungi; Ascomycota; Eurotiomycetes; Chaetothyriales; Herpotrichiellaceae
Exons: 6
Coding region: 1-1737 (578 amino acids)
Biological process (GO): amino acid transmembrane transport
Cellular component (GO): membrane
Molecular function (GO): amino acid transmembrane transporter activity
Source: RefSeq, a predicted model, not a curated record
AUGAGCUCAGACGCGCCCAAAGAAUACUCCGUGGCGCAGGAGUCGCCCACGGACUCGGAGAAAGGCGCUUCCUUCUCCAGACAAGCCUCAGGAGAUGCCUUUGACGCUGAGAGCCUCCGGGAAAAGGACUUCUUCACCCGCAAUGGCCUCAACAUCGACAGUUUUCGGAGACGUGAACGGGGUGAGGGUGUCGAGGAGCUUGACCGCUCCAUGAAGUCGCGUCACCUGAACAUGAUCGCCAUCGGAGGCUCAAUUGGUGCCGGUUUCUUCGUGGGCUCUGGAGGAGCCUUGACUCGAGGCGGUCCAGCUUCGGUCCUCAUCUGUUUCCUCAUCACCGGAGUCAUGAUCUUCAAUGUCGUCUAUGCCCUGGGAGAGUUGGCCGUCAUGUAUCCUAUCAGCGGAGGCUUCUACACAUACUCGGUUCGCUUUAUUGACCCUUCAUGGGGCUUCGCAAUGGGCUGGAAUUACGUCUUUCAAUGGGUUAUCGUCCUCCCGCUCGAAUUGACCGUCUGCUCCUUCACCGUCCAGUAUUGGAACAAAGACAUUAGUGUAGCAGUCUGGAUUACCAUAUUCUGGGUCUUCAUCAUCUUUGUCAACAUCUUCGGAACCCUGGGCUACGCUGAGGAGGAAUUCUGGGCGUCUCUCUUCAAACUCCUGGCGACUGUCAUCUUUAUGGUUGUUGCUCUCGUCCUCAUCUGUGGUGGCGGCCCUUCAAACGGUAUAUAUCACGAGUACUGGGGUGCCCGGCUGUGGUAUGACCCGGGUGCAUUCCAAAAUGGUUUCCGUGGCUUUUGCUCCGUCUUUGUCACGGCGGCCUUUGCAUUUGCUGGCACCGAACUCGUGGGUCUUGCUGCCGCCGAGUCCAGGAACCCUGGCAAAUCCCUUCCGAGCGCCAUCAAGCAGGUCUUCUGGCGUAUUACUUUGUUCUACAUUCUCGGACUCACCUUUGUCGGACUCCUCGUCAGCUCUACCGACGACCGUCUCCUCAAUGCGUCAAACCCCUACGCCGACGGCACAUCGCCUUUCGUGCUUGGUCCGCUCGAUGCCGGUCUCAUCGGCUAUGACAGUUUCAUGAACGUCGUCAUUCUCGUCUCGGUCGUGUCGAUCGGUGUUUCCAGCGUCUAUGGCGGUUCGCGCACCUUGACUGCCCUCGCUCAACAGGGCUAUGCGCCAAAGAUCUUCGCCUACAUCGAUCGAUCGGGCCGGCCACUGUUCUCGGUGGGACUCAACUUGGCGUUUGGCGGGUUGGCUUACAUCGUGCUGGCGUCAUCCGGCAGCAUUGUCUUUGACUGGUUGCUUGCGCUGUCUGGGCUUGCUGCUCUCUUCACUUGGGGUUCUAUCUGCGUGGCACACAUCCGUUUCCGAGCAGCGUGGAAGCACGCUGGACGUUCGCUGGAUGAGAUUCCCUUCAAGGCGAUUGGUGGUGUGUGGGGUUCAUGGCUGGGUAUAUUCCUCAUCUUCAUCGCGCUGGCAGCGCAGUUCUUCGUUGCCAUCGCUCCUCCUUUCACUACCGAUCUGGCCAGCGCCGAAGACUUCUUCAAGGCCUACCUGGCUCUGCCAGUGGUGCUUUUCUUCUGGGUCUGUGGCUACCUCUGGAAACGUCAAGGGUUCCUUCGUGUGGAUCAGAUCGAUCUGGAUACCGGCCGUCGCGAGCACGAUUGGGAGACUAUCAACGCGUAUAGGGCCAAGGUCGCGACUUGGCCGUGGUGGAGGAAGGCACUCAGUGCCAUUUUCUAG